AUGUACGCACGCAGACCCAAAACCCAUCUUAGCCAAAAGUCGCCAACGUUCAAACCAACUGUAGCAAUUAUUACAACAAAUAAACCAAGUUCUCAAAAGCCAACAACGCUGAAGGCAGCUGGGCCAAGUAAAAUAACAAAAAAGACAAGCACUCAGAACCCUUCAACGAUAUAGCCAACUGAUUCAAGUUCUACAACAAUUAACUCAAGUACUUCGAAGUCAACCACCUUGAAGCCGACUCAAAGAAGUUCUCAAAUGCCAUCAACACUGAAGCCAUUUGGACCAAGUAAAACAACAACUAAGCUAAGCACCCAAAAGCUUUCAACGAUUAAGCCAAAAGAACCAAGUACAUCAACAAUUAAGCAAAGUUCUACGAAGCAUUCCACGCUGAAGCCAACUCAAACAAAUAUAACAACAAAUAAACCAAGCACCCAAAAGUCGGCAACGUUCAAACCAACUGUAGCAAGUAUUACAACAAAUAAACCAAGUUCUCAAAAGGCGACAACAACGAAGCCGAGUGAGUCAAGUAAAACAACAAAAAAAACAAGCACCCAAAAGCCUUCAACGAUAAAGCCAACUGAUUCAAGUUCUACAACAAUUAAGUUAAGUACUCCGAAGUCAACCAAGUUGCAUCCAACUCCAACACACAGAACAACAAUUAAGCUAAGCACCCGAAAAUCGAAUACAAUUAAGCCAACAGUAGCAAGUACUACGUUAUUUAAGCCACGUACUCAAAAGGCGACAACGCUGAACCCAACUGAAGCAAGUACAACGACAAUUCAGACAAGUACUCCGAAGUCAACUCAAUCAAAUAAAACAACAAAUAAAUCGGGAACACAAAAUUCGACAACGUUCAAGCCAGGUAAAGCAAGUACAUCAUCAAUUAAACCAAGUUCUCAAAAGCCAACAACACCGAAGCCAAGUGAGCCAAGUAAAACAACAACAAAUCUUUUAACGAUGAAGCCAACUGAACCUGGUACUUCAACAUCCAAGGCAAAUUCUACGCAGCAUUCCACGCUGAGGCCAACUCAAGCAAAUAGAACAACAAAUAAGCCAAGCACCCAAAAGUCGACAACGUUCAAACCAACUGUAGCAAGUAUUAAAACAAAUAAACCAAGUUCUCAAAAGGCAACAUCGCUGAAGCCAACUGAGCCAAGUAAAACAACAACAAAGACAAGCACCCAAAAGCCUUCAACGAUAAAACCAACUGAUUCAAGUUCUACAAUAAUUAAGACAAGUACUCCGAAGUCUACCACCCUCAAGCCGACUCAAAGAAGUUCUCAAAAGCCAUCAACACCGAUGCCUAUUGGGCCAAGUAAAACAACAAUUAUGCUAAGCACCCAAAAGCUUUCAACGAUUAAGCCAUCUGAACCUAGUACUUCAACAACUAUGCCAAGUUCUACGAAGCAUUCCUCGCAGAAGCCAACUCAAACAAAUAGAACAACAAAUACGCCAAGCACCCAAAACUCGACAACGUUCAAACAAACUGUAGCAAGUAUUACAACAAAUAAACCAAGUUCUCAAAGGCCAAGAACGCCAAAGCCAAGUGAGCCAAGUAAAACAACAAAAAAGCCAAGCACCAAAAAACCUUCAACUGAUUCAAGUUCUACAACAAUUAAGUCAAGUGCUCCGAAGUCAACCACGUUGAAGCCAACUCAAACAAUCAGAUCAACAAAUAUGCCAAGCACUCAAAAGUCUACAACGUUCAAGCCAUCAACUUUACCACCUUUUAAUGUUUUUUAGGUGGGACUUCGCGCGAAUCGAUCGCUCUUAAGAUCCACUUGUGUGCUGUCUAUCAAAAAUGUAACUUGACCGAAAUCUAGAAAACUUUAUUUGAGUUACACUUAAAUACAAGUAUUCUUAGAUAAUUUUAAAACAGCUUUGUU
Molecule: messenger RNA, 1886 nt
Organism: Drosophila montana
Lineage: Eukaryota; Metazoa; Arthropoda; Insecta; Diptera; Drosophilidae
Product: mucin-2-like
Exons: 1
Source: RefSeq, a predicted model, not a curated record